Molecule: messenger RNA, 1397 nt
Organism: Nothobranchius furzeri (turquoise killifish)
Lineage: Eukaryota; Metazoa; Chordata; Actinopteri; Cyprinodontiformes; Nothobranchiidae
Gene: hmx4
Product: H6 family homeobox 4
Biological process (GO): regulation of transcription by RNA polymerase II
Cellular component (GO): nucleus
Molecular function (GO): DNA-binding transcription factor activity, RNA polymerase II-specific; RNA polymerase II transcription regulatory region sequence-specific DNA binding
Source: RefSeq, a predicted model, not a curated record
GUGCACCGACAGAGCCUCUCCAGCCCAGCAGAGUCAGCUCGGAGGCGGCUGAUAUGCUGCGAGGACCAUCGGAACGUUAACGGAGACAUUACCGUCCUGGUCAACGAACGGAGGUGGAAACGGAAGCCCGCUCGCUCAGGAGAAUAUGAACAAAGCAGACGCACCAUGUCGUCCCGCAGCCUCUCUCAAAUUCACUAUUGACAACAUUCUGAACCUGAAGACAAGCGGGACCGGCUGUGAGAGCUGUCCCUCCACCGGGGAGCAGGAUGAGCUGUCCCAGAGACACCCGCCGAGACCGGAACCGGACAGGCUGACCCAGGCUGAGCUGGUCCCAAGUCGCGGUGGAAAGGCGGAACCGGUGCUGAUCAGCUGCGGGACGCAGCGGCACGCGCCCGAGACGCGCCUGGAGAGCGGGGACAGCAGCUGCGACGACAGCGGCUCCAGCGCGGCGCCGGACCCCCUUAAGGAGGACAGCGGCUCCAAAAAGAACAAAAUAGUCACGAAGAAGAAGACGCGCACGAUUUUCUCCAAGAGACAGAUUUUCCAGUUGGAGUCUACCUUCGACAUGAAGCGCUACCUGAGCAGCGCGGAGCGCGCGUGCCUGGCCAGCUCCCUGCAGCUGACAGAGACCCAGGUCAAAAUCUGGUUCCAGAACCGGCGGAAUAAGUUGAAACGACAGAUCUCCACCGACAUGGACGGACCGGUUAGUGACUUCUCCGAGCCUGGGAAGCCGGUGGCGGUGGGGCAGCUCCCGGCCUUGUACAAGGAGAGCAGCCUGCUGGGUCGGUGCCUGCUGCCGGUGCCUCUGCCGGUGGUGUACCCGGGCAGCAGCACGCCUUACCUCUGCUUCUCCAACGCCAGCAAGUACUUCAGCCUGUACGACGGCGACGGAUGACGCCACCAGAGCCCGGAACCAGACACUUUGGGUGAUUUGUUGCCAAGUUCGGAGCAUUUAAGGUCUUAGUGGUGCGGCCUGGAAGGCUUUCCUAAAGACUGCAAACAUGGCGGAGAAACAGUUUCUCAUCACUUAUGGAUAUCCAGUAUUAUUUAUUUUGAAAGUCUGGGGCCUGAUGUGGGAAGUUUCCGGCUGGGAGGCCUAAACAUCUAAUUGUUUACGUUAUUCUUUCUUCUUCUUAUUAUUAUUAUUAUUAUAAUUAUUUUAUUAUCAACAGCAGCUUAAGCCACCAAAGAAAUUACCAUAGCCUAUCUGCAUGCUUUUUUCUGUAACAAGAACUUUUAAUAUUCAGAUUAUGUAUUUAAAUGAAUGUAAUUAACAUUUAUUUUUUUAAGUUCCACGCAUGUUUAUUUAGUUGAUGAAUAUUUUACUCCUCUUACUUUAUUCCACUUUGUCACGAGGCUCAUUACUGCGGAUGUAAUUAAAACAGCGUUCAAGAAAG